CAAUGAUGCCGCAAAACUAUAGCGCGGGGUUAGUCCCCAGAUGGACCACAAUCUUAAAUUUCGGAUGUGCACUAACCUCAAGUUGCAAAUCUUGAUUUUCGCAUAACUGUACAGUGUCGAUAGAAGAGGGGGGAUGACAGCUGCCUCCCUGGCCCCGCUCAGGUGCUCUUGCAGGUACCUAUGAAUUUUCAACCAAAUAAAAAGUGGUCCUGCAACUUUAGGGGUUUUGGGAGUAUUACGGACAUUAGAGUAUUACUAGACUUGACUACGGUUUAGACGCUAGUGUAGUGCUGAGCUCCGUGUGACCGGCUUGGUGCGCCUAUGGAGAUGAUGUCUAAAUACUUUUCUGUUUUGUACAACUAAUUGUUUUCCGUUUUUCGGGUUUUUCGUUUUGUUUCGUCUGUUGAUUUUCAGUGAAUAUUGUUUACGAUGGUAGAUACACAACAUUUUUGUCUACGUUGGAACAACUAUCAGAGCAGUAUAACAUCGGCGUUCGAAAACCUCCGUGACGAUGAGGAUUUUGUAGAUGUUACGUUGGCAUGCGAUGGCAAGAGUUUGAAGGCUCAUCGGGUGGUUCUGUCAGCGUGUAGUCCAUAUUUUAGAGAAUUAUUAAAGAGUACACCGUGUAAGCAUCCGGUAAUAGUCCUUCAAGAUGUUGCAUGGACGGAUCUCCACGCCUUGGUCGAAUUUAUAUAUCAUGGAGAAGUCAAUGUCCAUCAACGUUCGUUGUCAUCAUUCCUCAAAACUGCCGAAGUUCUCAGGGUUAGCGGCCUCACCCAGCAGCACGGUGAUGGCCGGGAUCAGUUGGCACAAGUACAAAGUAUGGUUAGAGGGCACCAGCAUCAAUCAACACCUAUCUCCAAUCACCAUCCAUCGUUUACAGACAAGCUAGUAGAAGAGAGUUUAUUCACAUCACCUUCCUCCCCGCCACAUGGUGCCACCGUUAAUCAGUUGCUCAGGAGAGCGGCAAUGCAAUAUAGGAGAGAAAGGAGGAUAUCUUUAGAUCCCGAAGGUGAACACAAACGAGCGAGAUCAGACCACAUUAUCGGCAAUAACAAUAAUAAUAAUAACGAAUUAAACCUAUCGACGACGCAUUCGCAUCCCCCUCCCCAGACGCAACCUGCAGAUUUUUCACCUAGCGCUAUGAAGAACAACGUGCUCAACCUUAAUCUUAAUUCAAUAAAAAACGAUAUAGAAGGUAACGGAAUAAGCAGUACAGACCGAGAGGCAUCGCCGUGCUCACCGUCCCCCACCCUCCUCCAUUCCCGCAUGAACAACAACGACAACGACAACAACAACAUCAAAAACGAGCCCAUGGAACUCCUUUGUACCACCAACCAAGAGGAUAACAGCAACGACUCCACCGACGUUACCAACGAUAACGGAGGCAUCGGAGGUCCUCAUGGCGGGCCGCAUUCGGGCAGCUCGGGGGGCGGUGGGGACCAUGACGACCACGAUAGCGCCAUUAGUCCUUAUUUAACGCCGACGGAGAGCAAAUUAUUUGCCACGGCGGCGGGAAGUUUUAAUUUUAGUAUGGCUGCGUUGGCGGGAGAUCCGUCUAUGCUUGGAGGGUUAAAUCAGUCUCUACAGGGAAACGACAGCUUGGCGGGCACUUCACAAGGGCCGGUGCGGAUGCCGCCCCCCACCUCCGGAGGCAUCAACGAACCCCAGGAGUGCCCUUACUGUCGGCGCACUUUCAGCUGCUACUACUCGCUCAAGAGGCACUUUCAGGAUAAGCACGAACAAUCGGACACCUUGUACCUCUGUGAGUUCUGCCAUCGACGAUAUCGCACCAAGAACUCGCUCACCACCCACAAGAGUCUUCAACACCGCGGUUCAAGCGGAAUGCUCAAACGAUUGCUCAAGACCACGGCCAUCAAGAGCGUCCUCAGUGCCAGUGCUGCGACAGCAACAUCACCGCCCAUUCUCCAACAGCAGCAACCGCCUCCGCGCCUCCAGUGAGCCAUUGCUCUGGUAACGGCCUAAAAAGCUAUUUGAACCGAAAGUACAAAUCCCCACAGAGCCCUAUGUAGUUUUUAUAUGUCUAUAUUUACUACUUACAUGCAUCUUGGCAGGCAGCCAUAAAUCAACCCCCCAAGAAAAGAAGUAACCCAACCCGAUGACAUAUCUUCAUCAUAUCACCCUCUAAUGCAUCACGUUUAAUGUGCUGUAUAUCGUGAUCUACCCAUAAAUAUGAGACAUUUUCCCAGUGUUACUGUGAUUCAGUUCAGAUUUUAUUCCCUACUUUUUAGACAAAGAACUACCAAUGAAAUGGAAAACUUUAAAAUUGAUAAAACCUUUAUAAAUUGUAUCCAAAUUCCUUGCUCUUAAAUGAAAAGAACAUAAGUCAAUUAAAUAAAAAUCAAUUUGUAUUUCAUUUAAGACUAAGUAUCAAAUUGAAUAAAGAAUAUAGGAUUGCCAACCAAUUGAUUACUUAAAAAACUAGUAUUUUUUUGUUAACUUUGAGAUAUUUCUUCUUAAAAUAUCAUUUUUGAAUGAGACCUAGUAUAAUUUUUUUAAUGUCAUCAGUAAAAACUCAUGAUGUUUAUUAAAAGUGUGCUGAAAGGGUGCAGACGUGCACACUUACAGCACACUGUAAGAAGUGUAUAGUAAGAGGACAUUUUUUGUGCUUAGACUUUCAGCUUAAUUUUCAAUCACAUUUCUUAUAUAAAGAAAUAUUUUCACUAUAGAAUUGUUAACAACUCAAACCAACAUAUUUUUAUAAUAGUAUUGAAACAUAUACCUCAGAACAAAUUAAUAAAAAAAAGUUAACCUAUUAUAGUAUUAUAGGGCAUUCCAACAGACUGUCAAAAUUAAAUCAAUAUGGCGCCUGAGAGGGAAACAUAAAUGUUAUUCCGUUAGUUCUUAAUAUGUUUUAUAUCAUUUUAGUUACGCUUCUUUGUAAUUUUGUUUUGUAGAAGGAUUAAUUUAACAUUUUCACUAGAAGAAUUAAUUUAAAAAGAUAAUAUGCCUCAUUUCUGUUGUGUAUUGAAGUGUGGAAUGCGAAGUAAUCAUGACAAAGUUCAGUUUUAGCGGUUACCAUCAGUGCUACAUUUUAAGCAUAAAACUGAACUACAUAAGUUAUCAUCUGAGAGACAAAAACAAUGGUUAAAUGCUAUAAAUUGUCCUAUAAAAAUGCUAAAUAACUAUGUCCGUGUUACUUACGAUUGGAAAACGUUCUCCGCUGUAGGUUAAUUCAGACUCCUUGAGAGAAAAUGAAUAUAUAUUAUAUAUUUUGCCAAUCUUUUGCUUGUACCUACUAGCAACAUCUGUAAAUUGUCUAACAACUUUUAAAAAUAUGCACUCAUGUUUAUUUAUUCACGGCUUAAAAAUAAAUAGUCGUUCAAGUAGGUCCUUCUACAAUUAAAAACUACACAAAUUCAACAACAAAAUGUUCGAAAACUACAACUAAAAAACUAUUAAAGGCAAAAAACUUAAGAAACACAAUGUGGUACAAAAUUAAACAUAAGAUGUUUGACAGUUUUACUCCCAGCGGUGUGAUAAACGUGGAAUAUAAACGUGGUAUAGAUAUGUUAUUUAAGCAAAAAUUAGAGGUUAUGUUAGGUUAGAAAAUAAUUGUGAUCAACAAGUAUAAAAAAAAAGAACCUAUUUCCACAUUUCAAAUCAUUUAAGAUUGCUCAAUGUAGUGUUUUAAAGACUAUAUCAAUAAUUAUUUAUCUAUAAACAAGGCACAAAAUACAAAAAUUAGAGAUGUCAGUAUGUUACAUUGAAAAUGAUGAUCUAUAUAUUUACGGGUAUACUAUAAUUUGAUUGACAAAGAGUUCAUUUUUUAGGGUUUAAGGAUUGUUGAUACAUUUCUAACAAAAUUUAUUCAUUGGUAGUUCUCAAAAAACGACGAAUCCUAUCGUCUCUAACCCCCUGACAUCCAAAUAUUUAUCACAUUUUGCGGAUAAAGUCAAACGAUUAGACCAAAUUAAGAUAAAAUUAUUGAAUAAUUAUAAAUAAUAUAAGAAAUCGAUUUUAUAAAUUGAAUGUUGAUCUAGUUUAAGACGUGGAUGUUCGAUUGCUCUAAUUGGUCGUGUAUAAGACUGGAAGUAAAUUGUUUAUCUAGCUAUUUAAUAGAAUUACCUGUUCAGUCUCAAGUAAAAAUUUAAGAAAAAACUAUCAAAAAUGUGAUAAAUGUUUAGAUUAUAUUUGCUCAUGUGAUUUUUAUUAAAAUUUCGUAGAACAAGAUUCUGCGAAAUAAAUCUUAGAUGUUAUUCUAUGUAUUUAUGUUAUUUAAACUUGGCUAGGUUUAAAAUCAAGGAUUAAGUAAUACCAGUCGAAUCAGAAAGAUAUCUUAAAUUGAAUAACUGCAAAUACUGGAUAUGAUACAACAAGCAAUUAAAAAUAUUGUGUUUUGACUCAUGUAUAUUUAAAGUUUAUUUAAUUUUGUAAGCGUUCUGUUGAUAGAUUUUUGAACAAUGUACAAAUAAGUUAAAAUCACAAAUUUUCAACAUCACGUUACGAUUAGACAAUUAAAUAAAGCUAUUUUUAUAUUACCUGAUUUGGUAUUUUGUGGUGUGAUAUCUUUCUUGGCUAUUCGGAUUCGACUGUUGUUGCCUGUCCUAAAAACAGCUAGGCAGGUGUUGCUGUGAAGGUUUUUCAGACUUACAUAUCUCUCCAGGGUUCAAUGUAAAUAAUGAUGUGCCAAUUUUUUGCAUUUGUUCAUUAUUAAUUAAUGAAAUUAGGUUGGUAGGCCAAGCAAUGAGUAUUUUAAAAAUUUAAAGUAAGUUCGUGCAAAAUUGUUGUGACGAUAUUGGGCUAAAUAUGCAAAGAAGCUAGUAGAUAUUCCUAUACGAUAUUUAUGUUUUUUAUCUGGCGUCCAAGUUUCUAUUAAAUGAAAGGAAAUGUAAAAACAGAUUACGAGUCAAUUGAUCUAGCGAUAUAAAUUUAUCAGUAUAAUACUUGUGGACCGUCGGAUUCCAAUACGAAGUUCAACCACGGUUCAAAUCUGAACCAUAUUUCUGCAAGUUUUCCAAGGUAAAACUUUUCGUUUUCAUGACUUGCCGGAAUGCCUUUUUUUGCAGGUUUCUCAUCGUGAAAACUAACAAACUUUCCAGUGGCAUGAGGAAAAAAAACCACUGACACUGACCUAUUAAAAUUACAUGUUUAGGUCAUAAUUAACACCUUCGGGCACCAAAAUUAAAAAAAAAAAUAGAAUUCAUACUCCUCUGUUGAUUCGUAAAAAUGACAUAAGGGAGGAAAUAUUCGCAGCACAUGCGACUUUCUUUAAAAAAAAUUCAAUUUUCCUAAGAAAAUUCCCUAGGAAACCUUACUGUUUUCAUAUAAUUUAGUCUACUUGAUUUUAUCUUUUCGGUACUUCAGUACUUUUAGUACUACAAUACUACUUCAGAAGGAGAAGAUGCCUUUCAGAAGGCAUCUUCUCCUUCUUACGGCGUCUAUCCGUUCUGGAUGUUGGCGAUCAGCAUGGCUGUCCCAACCUUGCUUGCAGCUAUUCGGAAUAGUCCAGUUGUAGACUUAUUGAACCACUUUCUCAGGUUUUGAAGUCAAAAUAUUCUUCUUCUCCCUGGUUCUCUCUUUCCAAAUGCCUUGACCUUAAGAAUCAGUAUGUUAACAAGAAUAAUAACCAACCUCAUAACACAAAAACUUGAUUUAUGUCAACCGGUUAAACAGGCAGGAUUUAGAAAACGGUUUGGUACUAAUGAUCACUUACAAACCAUCAGAACGCUGAUAGAAAAAACCACAGAAUUAUAUCUCAAAGGCAUAUGACAUUUAUUGACUUUCACAAGGCUUUCGAUAGUAUUGAAGCUUCGUCCUUUUUGUCAGCCCUGAGGGAUGCUCGAUAGACUCACAGUACACUACACUAAUUAAAAACAGUUAUGAACAGGCCACAUUCCACAUCAAAAUAAAUGAAGACGAAAAAACUGAAAAAAUGCGCCUUGGUAAAUAUAUUAGACAAGGUGAUACUAUUUCACCAAAGCUUUUUACCUUAGCAUUUAAAAAUGUAUUCAAACAGCUUGACUGGGAGGAAAAAGGUCUAAACAUUGAUAGUGUAUGUUUGAGUCAUUUGAGGUUUGUGGAUGACAUAGUAUUAUUUAGUACAGAUAUCAAGGAACUGGAGCAAAUGUUGAAGGAAUUAAACCAGUAGUCAAAUAAUGUAGGUCUCAAAAUGAACCUUCAGAAAAAAAAAAUAAUGAGUAAUUUAACUAAUCUUGUUAUUUUGAAAAUUUAGACCACUAUAUAUAUCUUGACAUACCAUUAAAAUCGGCAAAGAAAACCAAAUAGCCGAAAUAAAAAGACGCAUACAAUUGUCUUGAGUAGCUUUCGGCAAGUUAAGCUUUAUUUUGAAGAAUAAAGAUAUACCAACGUGUCUAAAACGUAGAGUUUAUGACAAAUGUAUCUUGCCUGUAACUACAUAUUGACUGGAGACCAUGGACUUUACAAAGAAAAUCUUAGAGCAGCUCAGUACAACCCAAAAAGUGAUGGAGAGGGCCAUGCUAGGGAUUAGUUUGAGAAACAGGAUUCGAAAUAUUGACAUUCUUGAAAGAACAAAGACUACUGAUGUAAUCGACGAAAAGUAGAAAUCGAGAGAAGCCAAUGGAAGAGGCCUAUGUCCAGCAGUGGACGAACAUAGGUUGAAGAAGAAAGAAUGAGUUGCAAAAAAGCCAUAUCUCUAUUCAUAUCUCAUAACACAGCCAGCUAUUCUAAUUGGCGCUCUUUGAUUGUUUUAUAAUCUGCUCGGAUUCCUUGCUCAUUCUACACAGGACUUCAACAUAGCAUCUGAUGAUAGAUAUUUUUGUACCAAGUGGUAAAUCGUGACUUCUUAAAGGAGACUUCAUCGUUACGAAUGGUGAUCUUGCUUUUCCUAUGCGUUGUUUUAUUUCAGUAGAGUGGUCCCAUGUUGGAACCAAGGUACGUGAAGCUGUUCACCCUGUCAGUUAUAUCUACGGUGACCAUAUCUUUUUAAAGAAAAAAAAGUACAAAAAACAAAAACGUAUUAAAAACGCAAAAUGUAUCUUGUUAUUGGACAAAUAUAACUUUUUGGCUUUUUGGCAUUAAAAAUAAAUAAACUAUGUAGCUAACCAUAAAAAAUUAUAUCAAUUAAACUAAACAUAACACAUUAUAUUAACUUUGAAAAAGUUACAAGCCUGUAAUUAAGAGUUUUUAGAUGAGGGACCUGGAAUAGCCUCAUCUUCUUCCGGUUUUCUGCAUCAUUCAUAUUUUUCUGAACUUAAAAUUAAUUUAAGAAGGUCCGGCUUCGACUGAAGUAAAUGAAACAUUUCAUACAAGUCUCAUCAAAAUUUGCGUACACCAGCAUCGCUGCCUUGAGAGUGGAUAUGGACAUUUGUGACUUUUCCGACGUCCAAUAAUUAUUUAUUACAGAAAAUAAACGCACGAUAGCCGCACCAGUACCCGGAAGACAAAAAAUAAAUUCGCAUUCUCAUAAUAUUUGUAAGUUUUUCAGUUUGAAUUGAUCUACACCAUGGACGUAUAAAUAAAGAUUUUUAAUUAUAAAAAUCUUUAUUUAUACGUCCAUGAUCCACACACUUAAAACCUUGAAGCCAUCGAUCCUGACUAUUUUCUUCCCUGUUCCACUCAGCAAUUUUUUCACUUGUAGGCACGUCUUUCAAAAUUCCCAGUUCGUCAAAGAGUUGAUCUUCAUUUAACAUGGUUGCCUUGAUACCUAUACAAUUUAAAAGCUUCGAGAGAAUAACAAACAUCGUUCCAUGUUAUUUCACUUCUUAGAUCUAUCCUUUUGAAUACUUUAAAUUCAUGAACAUUUGUACUCCAGUUUUCUAGGUAGGUUACACAUUUUGUGUAAAAAUGUUUAACUUGUGCAGUGAAGUCUUGUGCACGACCACUGCACCAUAAGCCUGAUGUCUCACACACUUAAAAUGUUUUUAAAGAUCAUUCAUAAACGCAUUUACCAAACACUUGAUAUGGAUAUUGAAGAAACCCAAUUUGGAUUCCGUAGAGGCGUAGGUACCCGUGAAGCUCUGUUUGCAUUCAACGUACUAAUCCAGAGAUGCUUGGAUGUGAACCAGGAUAUGUACGUCUGUUUCAUAGAUUACGAUAGGCUUUCGAUAAAGUCCGCCACAAAGAGCUAAUGGACGUCCUUAAAGCAAAACAAUUGCAAUACAAUGACUUUUGAAUUAUAACAAAUCUAUAUUAAGUAUAAACAGCAGGCACACAUACGCAUUAACGAACACACAUCAGAAGAGUUCGAAAUUAAAAGAGGAGUGCGACAGGGGUGUGUAUUAUUGUCACUACUACUAUUCAGUGCAUACUCUGAAGAAAUUAUGAAAAAGCUCUUGAGGGAGGAACAGCAGGAAUAAAGGUAAAUGGAACGCCAACUAACAACAUUAGAUAUGCGGACGAUACUAUCAUAAUAGCGGACAACCUCCAAAAGCUAAUGAAUAAGAUAGUUGAGUAUGGAGAAGAAUAUGGAUUAUCAGUAAACAUCAAGAAAACUAAAUUUAUGAGGAUAUCAAAAACCCAAAGUAAUGAUAAAAGCAUGACAAUUAAAGGUAAAACUUUAGAACAAGUUGAAAACUACAACUAUCUUGGUACAAUAAUUAAUCACACAAACGAUUACUCCAAAGAAAACAAAGUUCGAAUAGAGAAGACAAGAACAAACUUUAAUAAAAUGAGAAAGGUAGUUUGUGCAAGAGAACUGAAAUAAUUAAGUAGGUCAAAACGGCAAUUGAAACGGCAAUAUUUUUUCCAAUUGAAAUAAUUAAGACUGGAGAGUUAGGCUGGCAAGGUGUUAUAUUUUCUCGACUCUGCUUUACGAGAUAGAAGCAUGGUCAAUUAACGCGUCGACUACUAAAAAUUUGGAAGCAUUUGAACUGUGGGUGAAGGCACCUGAAGAUAGCAUGGACCGAGCCUAUAAAAAACAACGAAGUCAUGAGAAGAGUCAACAAAAGAAUGGAAAUAUUGGAAACCAUCAAGACACAAAAGCUGCAAUACAUGGAGCAGUAUACAAAGAAAUUUGUUUAAAAGUAGUAAAAGAUAAAAAAUAUUCAUUUUUUAGAAAAAAUAAGUACAUUUGCGUGUCCUUAGAAAGGUUUUAAAGUACAUUAGGACAAUAUUUAAAAAUAAGUACUGUCCUACUUAAAUAAGUACAUAUGGUCACCGUAGUUAUAUCUCAUAUAAGGCAUAAGGGAUGAAUUCGUGGGAAAUCUGACGGUCUGUAGGAUUUUUUAAAAUAAUUCAUCCUUUCAAUAACCAUCUUGUGUGCUGCAAUAUUCUUGUGAACUGCUGGUAUUGUCGAAAUGGAUCCUUACUAAAUGAAUAUAGAGAAAAAAUAUUGUAAUAAAUCAACAUCGAGGAAGCCGAUUUGGCUAUUCCAGGUAGACAAAUUAAUGUAAACAUCGUAAAAUUAAUAAUUUGGUUAAUUAUAUUUUACAUUUAAGUCAUUGUAAAUUGUAUCGAUGAGAAGAACAACAUUUUGGGUUGGGUUUUUUUGUUGAGUUGCUUAUUGCCCAUUUUAAUACAGUAUCGGCACAAGGAGGCUUUACGAAUUUACGUUCUAGUAUACGUGCUUGGUCUAUAGUUAGUUUGUAUGCUAGUUCAAGAAUCGCUCGAUGUAAUAGCCGUUGCACGUUGAACGUCGGAAAAAUUUAUUUAAAAAAAUGGCGUUCGGUUCGUGAUUUUUUUUCUUUUUUGUUAAAAAUUCUAUUUUUGGUAUUUGAUAGUAUUUAUUUGUUGUUAUUUGUUGACUAAAUUUAUGUUUUCUGUGAUGUUUAGGUUAGAGAACGGCUAAUAUACCGAGCGAUGACUUGAACUCCUUAAAAAAUAAUUCCUUUUGAUCUGAAAAGGCACGGUUACUAUUUUGACAACCGUUAGCAUUAGGGUGGUCCAAACCAUGUUAAAAUUUUUAUGUUUUUCCGCUUUAUUUGAAUGAAGAAAUUUAUUUUAUGUCCAAAAAUAUGUUCAUUAUUCUAUUAUUUGAGUCGGUUCAUACUUUGCAAUCCUCUAGGUCAUUUUUCUUCUGCUUAAGAUGUGUAUUGUUUACAUUAGAGUUCAAAUGCCACAAUGUUAUCAAAAGGACUGUCCCAUUUCAAAUUAUAUCAUUAUCACCACCGUUGCAGAAUAGCCUUCAUAGAGUUUUAAUUUGGUACAAGAUGUUUACACAACAUAGGUCGGUUUUAAUACUUUCAUUUUGGAACAAUGAUUUUCCUUUUAUUCUUAUAGAUCUACCUCUCUUCUAAGUAUUUGAAGGAAUUAUACAAAAUGUCUCAAAAGUAAAAUCCUUCAGUAAAAUCCACAAGGAAAAGAAAGAUUCUUCCUGUAGCUGUAGCUUUAAGGGCUACAUAACAGAACGUUAUCGAUAUUUAAAUAUAUCAUCAUCAGUGUUUAGAACUGGUUGAAAAAAUUGGUUAUCUUAGCAUAUUUGCUUAAAAUUCCAAGGGAUGGAUAACAUUUAUAAAGAAUUAGGCCCUUGGGCACAGCAUGAGUCUCCUAUCACGUGGGUUACUAAACGGUUAGAUACCCUCACGUGAUGGGGAGUCAUGAUGUGCCCAAGGGCCUAAUUAUUUAUAAAUGUUAUCCAUCCUAUGAAGGAAAGGGUUCAUACCCUGGUAUUUCUGUGGUGUCUGAGCUUGUGAUCAACAGUUCUAAACACUGAUAAUGAUAUUUUUAAAUAUCGAAAACUUCUGUGAUGUAGCCCUUAAAGGGAUUUUAAUAAAAAUUGUAUAUCUUUUACAAAGGAUUUUUCAUUAAAAACAGCUUCAGUAAGUUUCAGGAGUACCUAAAUGAUGAAUUUUAACAGAUAUUUCAUUGUUAUUUAAUAUAGACAUAACUAUACCUACAUUUUCUGGCAGGUUUAAAACCUGUUUUAUAAUAUACUGAUCAAUAUUUUAAGAGCAUACAGGUCAAUAUAUCUUCUUUGCUUAUUCCUUAAAAUAGGGUCGAUGUACUAUGAAUUUAUUGAUUAGGGUCUAUUAUUGCUAUCAUAUAAGCUUCCAAGCAACCCAAGACAAAGAAGAAUAAAAAACGAUGAUACUCUUUCGAGAGUCAUAGAGUUAAUCAUAUACUGCCUUAAAGUCAAGCAAUAGAUUACAACUGCAAAGAUAAUAAAUUUUUUUUCAAAAUUUACUCUUACUUGAUUGCCCAUUAUAAUUUUGCUGGACUAUAGGGAGAGCAUUGCAUCUUGAAGAUCAAAUUUUUUAAUCAAUAAAUGUAUUUGAUUUAAUAUUUCUAUAAAGAUCAUUUUAAGAGAUUACGUGAAAGAACGAAACAUGAAAUGUCUAACUCUUACUAAAGAUAACUUAGUGAAAAGUGCUCAUUGAAGUGAAAGGUUAGGUGAAUUCAAGAAGACGUUUAAGAAAAUAUUAAUUAUUUACUUCCUCUGUCCAUUCGUUCAGUUAAUUUCUCAUUAUGUCGUAAAAAUCUUAGUUAAAAUCAAAUAAAUUAGUUAUCAAGCUUUCUAAAUUGUUUUAGUUAACUUCUCCUAACGUAGUCUACCUCGAGAACAAAGAGGAUAUUUUUGAAAUAACACCUAAAAUUUCUUCUCUCGGGUAUAAUAGUUUCUCUAUCAUAAUAUUAAAGAGCACACCCUGUUUGUUUUUGGACUUUAGUAUGAUUCUUUAUUAUAGUGGCGGCGAACGUUUUUCAAAAUUUCUUUUACUUUAAAAUGUAGUUACAGUUUUCAUAUGGACCACCUUAGUUAGCAUACAUUUUGACUGUAUAUUUAGUGCUGUGACUCCUCAAAACAUUUUGUCUGAUUAGGUUUAAAAUUAUUUAUUUGUUUAGUUUUUGUGAUACGGUCGAACCAAAGACAUUUCAUUGGAAAAUUUGUUUCUAAAAGAUUCAAAAAUAUUUUUUUAAACGUGCCAUUUAAAGUAAAUGAACAUUGACAUACAGUGUCGGGUUGUUGAUGGAAUUUCGUAUCUUUGAUGGUUAUUUUUUUCGAAGAAAUGUUUACAUUUAAUUUAGACUUGUACCUGCAGUGUUGAUAUUUGCAUUCGGAGCAGUUGGCUCUGGCUUUAAAACGGUGUUAUCAAUAGGGCGCAGUUUUCUAUCCUUUAUAAUAUAUCCUACUGACUGCGCCAAUAGGAAAAAAUUUAUUAAAAUAUUUUUUGAAAGUACAUAAUUUCAAAUGUCAGCACUAGUCAGUACUUUAAUUUUAUAUUAUUUUAGGUAACGAACAAAAAUAGUGUAAUAUUUUGUUUUAGCGGGGUGUUUCCUAUAUAAUAUUUGAACAUAUAUGUAAUCUAAAAUAUCAGUUAUAUUCCUAAGGACUCAAAAUUUUCAACCAAGAACUAUGAGGUUUUUAUAUAUUUUGACACAAACUGUAAAACAAAAAUUUUAAAUAAUUGGAAAUAUCACAGUCUACAGUGAUUUUAAGUCGCGAAAUUUUUACACUCCAAAAUAACUUAUUUCGCUUAUUCAUUUUUUGAAAUUUCGCAAAAAACAUGACUACCCUUGUUCCGGGUGGUGACACUAUUUUUUCCUUCAGAUUUAAAUAUUUAAAAACAAAAAAAAAUUGGCCCUAAGAGUGUGCCCUCAAAUUUCAAAAACAAUAUUUUUAGCAUAAAAAAGGUAUAUUUUCUGUGGAAUUCGACAUAAUAUACAAUAUGUUCCUUUGUCAACCAUUAAACCUUUCGAGAAAAUCCCCUUGUUAUACACUACAAAAUUCUUUCAUCUCCUUUCCGUGCUCCUUUUUUUACGUUUUCUGUAUCGUUAGUUUAGACAUACAUAUAUUCUUAUUCUAUUUUGUUAAAAUUUAUUGCAUAUUAUAUUUUGUCAGGUUAUUGAAUUUUUGAUUACCCUUAUAAGAAUUAUUAAUGUCUUUUCAGUAUUGUAUAACUAAUUAUGUCGAAAGGAUCUGUUCACUGUUUUAGUACUUUGUUUUAAUUCUAGACUUUUGUUGUAGCGUACCCUUGGUAUAACUUGAAAAAGUACUGAACAAAAGUUUUAUUCUGCUUUGCCAUUUUUUUAAAAUUGGUGACGUGUAUGUUUAUAAGGUUGAGGUUAGGAAAUACUCCGUAUGAAACUGAAUGUACCAUAUACUUUUAGUUUUUUAAUAUGUAGGUAAUAUUUUUUUCUGGGAAAAAAUAACUGGCUGGAUGUUUUUAUUCCAUUGUAAAUAUUUUUUGUUAUAUACAUGUAGUAAAUAGACGUAAGUUUUUAGUUAAUAUUAUUUGUUAGAAAAACAAAUUUGCAUAUCUAUAUUCAUGCCAACAUACAUUUUUUGGGUAAUUUUCGAAAAUAAAUUAUAUAUAUAUUGAAUAAAUUGAACAGUAUUAAAAUUUGUACCUAAAGGUAGCAAUUUUAGAUAUUUUAUAAAAAAAAUAUAUACAUAUAUUUAAAUUUUAUCUUUUUAAUAAGAAAAUAUUUGGACCGAACAUUAUGGUUUAUGAUAUAGCGAGAAUUUGAAAUUAUUGAAGUUGGCGACUUGAGUAUGUAUUGUGAAGGCUGCAAAUUGUUAAAUUUUCUUUAUUUAUUUAAGUGACUGCAAUUUUCAGGAAAAACCACGUAGUCUCCAGCAUAAGGUAAGCAAUAGAAAGUAAGAGAUGACUAUAAAAUUACUGUAUCUGUCAACCACUAUAAUUGUUUAUCACAAUUCAAUUUAAAACAUUUAAAAGUUUGUAUGUAAAAAUGUUCAACAAACACAGUGAGAAUAAAAUUAUUUAUAUUAGAUACGUUACAGAAUGUUAAUUUCUCAUGACUCUACAUAACUUAAUCAUAAUUUAUUAUAAGUUUAUAACUGGGAAUUUAUUUAACUGAUUAUAAUUCGUAAACUAACAAAUAUAUGUACAUUACUUUUACAAAAUACAAUUUGUUCCAAAAGAAACUACAGGAUGAUGUUUAGCAAACCUUGAUUUAAUAAUUGGAGAUAUUGCAAAAUUUAAUACAAAAACAUUCAAAAAUUACGGCCGUAAAAUAUCUGUAUCAUAGCUCAAAUUAAAGGAAAACAGCUUUAAAACUAAACCUUAACUAUAAUCGAAAUACUAUUUAUAACAAAGUGAUAACAA
Molecule: messenger RNA, 13946 nt
Organism: Diabrotica virgifera virgifera (western corn rootworm)
Lineage: Eukaryota; Metazoa; Arthropoda; Insecta; Coleoptera; Chrysomelidae
Gene: br
Product: broad-complex core protein isoforms 1/2/3/4/5
Exons: 7
Coding region: 430-1962 (510 amino acids)
Biological process (GO): regulation of transcription by RNA polymerase II
Cellular component (GO): nucleus
Molecular function (GO): protein binding
Source: RefSeq, a predicted model, not a curated record